Molecule: messenger RNA, 1482 nt
Organism: Castor canadensis (American beaver)
Lineage: Eukaryota; Metazoa; Chordata; Mammalia; Rodentia; Castoridae
Source: RefSeq, a predicted model, not a curated record
GUUUGGGUAGAGAGUCAGAAAGCCGAGGGGGACCGAGGGGGGCGGCGCUGUGGUGCGGCGGGGGCUCUGGCUGCCGGCCGCCCCACCCGAAGCGCCGCGGAGCGGAGCAGGGCCCGCCGCCCUCCUCCUCCAUGAGGCGUGAGUGAGGUGCAGCGGCGAGACCGGCCCUCGGCGCCUCCCCCCGCGUCCUACCCGGCAGCGGCCCCCGGAGGAGGAGGAGGAGGAGCAUGUCGGACGGUUUCGAUCGGGCUCCAGGUGCUGGUCGGGGCCGGAGCCGGGGCCUGGGCCGCGGAGGGGGCGGGCCUGAGGGCGGCGGUUUCCCGAACGGAGCGGGGCCUGCGGAGCGGUCGCGGCACCAGCCGCCGCCGCAGCCCAAAGCCCCGGGCUUCCUGCAGCCGCCGCCGCUGCGCCAGCCCAGGACGGCCCCGCCGCCAGGGGCCCAGAGCGAGGUCCCCGCCGGUCCCGAGCGGCCUCCCCGGUCCGGGGCGCUCCCAGAACAACCUCGGCUCCUGAGAGCUCCAUCUAAUUCACAGGACAAAAUCCCACCGCAAAACUCGGAGUCAGCAAUGGCUAAGCCCCAGGUGGUUGUGGCUCCUGUGCUAAUGUCUAAGCUGUCUGCGAACGCCCCCGAAUUUUACCCAUCAGGUUAUUCUUCUCAUUAUACAGAAUCCUAUGAGGAUGGUUGUGACGAUUAUCCCACUCUAUCAGAAUAUGUUCAGGAUUUUUUGAAUCAUCUUACAGAGCAGCCUGGCAGUUUUGAAACUGAAAUUGAGCAGUUUGCAGAGACCUUGAAUGGCUGGGUUACAACAGAUGAUGCUUUGCAAGAACUUGUAGAGCUCAUUUACCAACAGGCCACAUCUAUCCCAAAUUUCUCUUAUAUGGGAGCUCGCCUGUGUAAUUACCUGUCUCAUCAUCUGACAAUUAGCCCACAGAGUGGCAACUUCCGCCAGUUGCUACUUCAAAGAUGUCGGACUGAAUAUGAAGUUAAAGAUCAAGCUGCAAAAGGCGAUGAACUGACCCGAAAACGAUUUCAUGCAUUUGUACUCUUUCUGGGAGAACUUUAUCUAAACUUGGAGAUAAAAGGAACAAAUGGACAGGUUACAAGAGCAGAUAUCCUUCAGGUUGGUCUGCGGGAAUUGCUGAAUGCUCUCUUCUAUAAUCCUAUGGAUGACAACUUAAUUUGUGCAGUAAAGUUACUGAAGUUGACAGGGUCAGUUUUGGAAGAUGCUUGGAAGGAAAAAGGAAAGAAUGAUAUGGAGGAAAUUAUUCAGAGAAUUGAAAAUGUUGUUCUUGAUGCAAACUGCAGCAGAGAUGUAAAACAGAUGCUCUUGAAGCUUGUAGAGCUCCGGUCAAGUAACUGGGGUAGAGUUCAUGCAACUUCAACAUACAGAGAAGCAACACCUGAAAAUGAUCCUAACUACUUUAUGAACGAACCAACAUUUUAUACAUCUGAUGGUGUUCCUUUCACUGCAGCAGAUCCAG